Menidia menidia (Atlantic silverside) is the source of this 819-nucleotide messenger RNA. The record is from the annotation of a GenBank genome assembly. Lineage: Eukaryota; Metazoa; Chordata; Actinopteri; Atheriniformes; Atherinopsidae.
AUGGCCACUGCAGGAAAGCCAGUUAAGAAGCAGCUCAAAAAGCAGAUUCAAACCAAAACCUCCUUCACUUCACCCUUCACCCCAAAUUGGAGCCCGCUUCCACAAGAAGACAUGCAAUUCAUCCUGAAAACUUUGAAGGACAAACUGAUCUCCACAGGUCUGGAGAAGAAAGAGGUGAAAGUCUUUCUUCCAUGGAGGAAAAAGAAAGGGAAGGAACCCAUUUCCACUCCUAGGGUUCCUCCCGAGGUGAGCCAGGACGAACAGGCGCCCCUUCCCACCGGGAACGGCUGGACGGACGUGGCGGCCAGGCGACAGCUCGCCAUCGGGAUCAACGAGGUCACCAAGGCCCUGGAGAAGAAUGAGCUGCGGCUGCUGCUGGUGUGCAAGUCGGUCAGACCCAAACACAUGACCAGCCACCUGAUCGCCCUGAGCGCGACCAGAGGAGUGCCGGCGUGUCAGGUUCCCUGUCUGAGCCAAAGCCUGUCGGAGCCGCUGGGUUUGAAAAGCGUCCUGGCACUGGGAUUCAGACGUUGCUCCUCCAAAGACGAGGAGGUGUUCACGGACGCUGUUGACGCCAUCGAACCAAGAGUUCCUGCCUUGGAUGUCCCGUGGUUGAAAAGCGGGACACCUGAACUCCCUGCUGGAGUGGGGGAGGAGGGGAACGGUGAGGCCAGAGGCCAAAAGCGGAAACUGGAGGGUGAAUCCGAGGUGAAGGAGUCCCCUUUGUCCUGCUCUCUGCAGCCUCUGAAAGUGAAGAGAAUUAUUGCCAACCCUGCAAAGAAGAGAAAAACUAAGAAGAAGAAAAAGCCUGCUAAUUAA